UAGAAGAAGAUCCCGAAAUGUUUUGAAAUCUUUUUGGUGCUUUUCGAUCUGUUGGUAAUUCCAAGAAUUUUGCGCCCUGCUGAUUCCAAUGACGCCAAAUAAAGAAAUUUAGCCGCAAGGCAGCCUUUUCCAAUUAUGAUUAUUCCAAUCUGAAACAGCAUUGGUUACAGUACUAAUAUGCAAACUGAAUGCGUGCUAAAUAAUCUAAGGACAUCGGAUUUCUGAACUGAAAUCUGACCUAAAAUAUCUGUCUUGCGACCCUGUUCCUGCUCAAUUUAUUUAUAUAGGCCUAACAAUUCGGACGAUUCGCUCCAGUUUUCCUUUAAUAACUUUAGACUAACUAAAUCUGUAGGACUGAUUUAAUUUUUAAACAUGACAAAUACCAUAUUUUUACUGUUUUUUCAUAUUUCCAUAUUUAAAUAAAAAUUCCAGUUAAUAUGAAAGUCUCCAAAACUUUGACCAAAAUGUGCAAUUUAUGAAAACAGCCCUCCGGUUUUCCUUUAAUAACUUUUCGCAGCAAAAUUAUGAAAAUACCAUUUAAAGUUUAAUCGAUAGAACACAGUUUGCUACACUGUUUUUUAUAAUUUGCUAGAAGUUAAAGUUGUUUCAAAAACAUUUUCAGCCCCCGAAUGUUGGUAAAAACGGAAUUUUCCCAAAACCGCUCUUCAGUUUUCCUUUAAGAACUUUUUUAAAUCUCGGAGUUUUGGCCCAAACAGCCGUUAAUUCUCUUUCUCGAUACCUGCUACACUGUUUUUUCAUAGUCUGCAGUCGGUUUAAGCACUUUGUUGUGUUUUUAUUUUACGUCCAAAGUUGAGGAAUUUUGCGAAAGUGCAACCUACGCCUCAAACCACGAUGCAGACUUGAGUUUAUUAGUCGUGCCAGGCGCUACCCCCUGAGUCGGUUUUCAUCUCCAGUUGUUGAAUAUUCAUCAAAAUAUUUGUUUAAUUCUGUUUUUUCAAAAAAAUACGUUUUAUUUGACUUGCGAGGUCUAGGAAAAUGAGAUUCUUUUCCUGUCACCAUGUUCAAAACCACUCGGCACAUCAACUGCCGUCAAUUUAUUUCAGAUUUUUUUUCUAAAUUUUUUACCUAUCCAAUCUUGUAAAUGAUGCCAUCACCUAAAAUUUUUUUGCUUUGGUUGUCAAAUUAGAACGGCCAACGAGUCCAAAACGGUCGCUUGAAAACAGCAAAAAUCUCGCUACUCAACUCAAAGGAGUCGAUUUAUAGUCUCUUUAUUGAUUGAGAGGAGGGCCACUGCGCUCUGACGAUUCGCAACCCUCCUCUGACGAUUCGAGCAAAACAGCCCUCCAGUUUUCCUUUAAUGAUAUUUCGCAGAAAAAUUGUAAAAAUGCCACUUAAAGUUGAAUCAAUUGAGGAUGGUCUGCUUCACUGGUUUUUUAUAGUUUGCAAGAGGUUAAAAGUGAUUUAAGAACAUUUUUAGCCCCCAGAAUGUUUGGAAAUUCUCGAAUUUCCCAAAACUGCACCUCGGUUCCUUUAAAUAACUUUUUAAAAUCUUGGGCUUUUUGCCCAAACAGACGUUUAUUCGUUUUUUCGAUACCUGCUACACUGAAUUUGACGUCAAUGUUGUUAGCUGGUUAGCAAAAACCUUUAGACCCAAACAAUAUAAAUUCUUUCAAAGGCCUCACAAAUUCUUCACACAACCAACUUCAAAAGUCUUUUCUUAUCUUCCACGAUGAAAUGUUUAUAUUGUUACCCCCAAAUAACCCCCAAAGGAAUCUGUUUAUUUGUAAAAAUGAGACUUGUUUUUAUAGAGAAUGGCAUAUACGCAAUCAUAGUGUUUGGAAAAAAAAAUUUUCUGAGCACCCACUGGAUUUUUGUUUCCUUGCGAGCCUUUGCCGUAUUUAUAUUUGUCAUAUGAUAGCUUUUCACGAUUUUCAAGUUCAUUUCAUUUGCAAUUUCACUAAAUAAUUCUUUCAAAAAUAUCAAGUCGAAUUAUAAAUCAAAGCAUAAAAAGAUAUUUCAAUCUAAAAUAUUCCUAUGAUGAUUAACUUUAGUGGCCUCUUUGUGAUUGACUCUCAUUUUUAAUUAUUUUUGUUCUAAAUCUGUGUUUCUCUUGCAUUUUUGUUAAGAAUAAUGUAAUUAUAAUGAUAAAAGCAAUAUAAUACAAUUUGUUUAUAUUUGGCUAGGAAAUAUUUGCUAUGAGAACAAAAACUAACUAUAUCAAUGCAUGCAACAUAUCCCUUGGCAAUCCGUGCAAGAGACCCUUUCAAGUCAAAACUAUUAUUUUAAAAAUUGUUUACGCAAAAAGUUGUUUUCGAUUGGAUUAGUUUUUCAAGUUUUUUGCAGUUGUAGACGUUCGUUUGAUUUUGCGUUAAAGAUUUAGACUUCAAAAUCGUAACAGUAUCUAACGCUAAUAAAUGCCAAGUUUACCCUGUUUAAAAUUGAAAUACAAUCACGACUGUUACAUCCGGACCCCUUCCAAUCUCUUAUUAUCAUUAUAUACUCAUUUGCUUUUUACAUCUUUAUAUUGAUCUGGAAACUGGAUUCAAACUAUGCUACCCUUAAAUAAAAGAUACUUUUUUCUAUUGACGAUCUCCCGUAGGACAGAUGGUUUGCCAGAUAUAAUACAUUUGUAGAGCUCAAGCAUAAGUUUUUACAAAUUUGUUCAAUGUAUUGAGACUUAUUGAGAUUUAUUUAAUCGUGAACAGUUUUUCCACAAACCAUUUAGAUGAGUGGGUAGUAAUUAGAAUUGUUCAGUAUAUAUAAGUCACAGGGGGCUGGGGCACCUAUUCGAUAAUAGGAGUUUGUUAGCAAUUUUCACCUCCAGGGUGGGGACUAAUAUUAAGGGUGCCAAUUUGAGGAUUUGCUACUUCAAUUUCACUUCUUUUGCUGGAUAUGUCCUCUUUUUGGUAUAUUCUUGAAGUUUUAGUCUUGUAAUCACCCCUCUUUAAUCCUGAAUCUGGUCAUUUGAAAUUGCAUCAGCACGGUGCACCCAUCAAUCACCAAAUUAGCAGAGAUGAAGUUUAAUCAUUGAGUAAAGAAAGAAAGAAUCUUUUCACAUAUAUUCCAGAUGGCGAGUGAAGUCCAUUUCACCUAAUGAUAGAAGAAUCUACCGACAAACCAGGGAUUUGUUGCACUAACUGAAGAUUUAUUGACAAAUUCAUAAAGAAUUGGGGAUGCCACACCCCCUACACCCCCGCUUGCUACGCCCCUGCUUGUGAUCCUCUGGAUUCGAAUGCCUUCUAUCUGCAUUUCCAAGCAAAGGAAUCACGAGGUGUGGUCACAACGACAGGGAGGUACAGGGCCUUGCUCGACAAGCAUAUCUUAUCAGUGUCCUAAAAACUACCGUCAGAGGCAAUGUAUAAUAAAUUUCAAAAUACAGUACAAUUCACGAAUAGCAAACAAUACAAGUAGAGUCAGGCGUAAACACCCCUAGUGAAAUUAAAGAAUGGUUAUCCCUUUUGUUGGCAUAUCUAGGACCUCCACACCCCAACCCAGGCUGUGAACAGGUUUUUAACUUAGCCCUGUCAUUCACGUAAAUGAAUUUCAUACAUACAUUUUAUACAUACCCCUUGUACAUAAAAGGUAGCGGUGGUCAGGGACGCCGGAGCGGGGGGCUUUGAUGGGGGCAGCGCCCCCUUGCCUUUCACUAGGAAGGGCAGAGGAGGCAAAUGUGCCCUUUUUGAGAAAAUGACAAUGUUAAAUACAGUCAUUUUUAUUUAAAGAUUUAACGUUAACCAAAAUUCGAAACGGUUUCUUAUGCUUCAAAUAUUCUUUUUUACUAAAAAAUAAAAUAAGAUUAUUACAAAACAAACGUUAGAAUUAACGAAAAAUCGAGCAUUAUUACGUUGACAGUUCUGUGAAAUUAUCAACUCUCCAACUGCUACUUACUGUAACCUAUUGCUAUUGUCACAUGCUUUUACUUUCUCGCAGAGUUAACCUUCAAAUGAAAUAAAAGAAUGGAAUAAUUUAUUUUUCCACGAUGCGAAGAGCGGAUAGAAGGGUAACCUUGCGCCGAUAUAGCCACUGAAGAUGCCCUUUCUAAAUUUCUGUCCCCGCCUCGCCCUUUAUUGGCUCCGAUGGCCCUGUACCAGCGGCAAUUUUAGGGGAUACCAAGGGGCCACGGCCCUAGGCCCCGCGAUUUUAAUAUCCAGAAUUGGUCACGCACCCAUAAAAAAUAUAAAUUGAAAAGAAUAAGGCCCUGCACCCUUCCUGCAAAGGAAUUUCAAAAAUUUCUGGCCGAGUUUCAAAUCGGGUUGUUGCUGCGCAGGAAUAUCUGGUACACCUUUUUCUCUUGUGAUUUCCCUGUUUUGGAGAGACUGGAAGUGGGUGGAGAGACUUUGGACGAUGAUUCUGCGAUUUAUCCGAAAUUUUGUACUUUCAGGCUGAGUUUCUAUCUUCGUUUUAUGCAGAUACAGUAAAGGUACAUUGAAAGUUCGUUUUAAUCAGUCGGAUCCCAGAUGCGGCUACUGUGCAGAUAACUUAUUGCUUAGGCCCGUUUUGGAAGAGCUGUUUUUGUGGGCAGGGCCUUUGAUGUUUUGGUGCGAUAACAGCAGGGAAAUAAUACGAAACCAGGUCAAGUGCUACUCCUAUGAAUGUUCUCCAGCUGUAAAGUUUUUUAUAUGUGAAGUUGUAUCUUGACCUCGAAUGUUCCAUAAGGGACUGUCCAAAUCAAAACAUGAAUCCAAAUGAAGUUGAGGGAAAAGAUUCACCAUAUUACCUUGCAAAGAAGAGCUUGUCAGACCGAACGGUGACUUCGAGUGAAGACAAUAUAGUGAUAGACAACGAUGAGAACAGGGCAGGAGAAAAUGAAGACUGUAUGAUUGAGGACCUCGUAGACAUAACUGAAGAUGAUGUGGCAGGGGAUGUGGAUAGUGACACAGAUAGUGGAUCAUACUGGAGUGCAAUUGAUGAGGAUGAAGAGGAAAACGACGAGGCACAUUCGAACGUCACGUAUUCACAGAACAGCUUUGAAGUCCAAAAGACUGAUGAGUACAUAGAAAGUGAAAGUGUCCAUACUGCCAUCAAUAGAGAGUAUGGUGGUAGCUUCACAUCAAGGGAAGGGGUGAGGGUUAUUUUAAAGGAAAGUGGCAAUAUCAGAAUUGAUGAAAAAAUAGAGGAAGCCAUUGAAUAUGAAACGGAGGCAACCCAGCUAGCAAGUCUGAAAGAAAAUGCUGUAUUUUGCUCUACAGAAGUUCAAGCUACAAACAUAAUUGGUCUUACCCCAUCUGUUAAUGACAAAAAUGGUUCUGAGGAGAGACUGCUGGAUAACUUUGUGAAUGAAAUUAUUACUGAUGAAGCAGCAAAGCUAGAAAAGUUUCCUGAAAGCAAUGAUGUUGCACAUGAAAAGGCACCAGGGACUCAAAACUCUCCAUUUAUGAGUCUGCACAGUGAUAUAGCUCAAAAUUUGUCUUGUAAAACUGGGAUAGCUGAAUUUAAGCCACAAAUUGUUCAAAAUGACUCUGUAGAUUCAAAUAAAAAGCUUGUUGAUCCAACUUUGGAUGUUGAAAAGUGUCUAGGUGCAUAUGAUGUCAUUGAUCAAUUUGAUGUGAGAGUUUCUGAGAAAAAUGCAAAUGCUGUAUUGUUUGAACCCAAUCCAGUGAUUCAGAAGCUUCAUAAUUUUGCUGUCGGAGUGAGAAGAACUGUCAGUUUCAGAAAACAAGAAAGAGCUAAAGAAGAAUUUUCUUUCACCCAUCCAACAAGACGCACUAAGUCAGACACUCAUGUUUUCAGAAAGCAACCAAUUGAUGACUUUGUCAAUGUAGAAUAUUCUACAAGGAAAGAAAAGAAUGGAGAAGUUGUUGAGGUCCUUGUUGUCUCCCCAAAUUUAUCAAAGGGUCGGGUGAAAGAAGAAGAUAUUGAUGUAGAUUUUGUAGAUGGGAAAUCUCAAUUGGAUGAAAUUGACGGACACAAAUAUAAGCUUAAAGAUGUUGACAUUGGCAGUGCGGAUGAUCUUGAUGGUACAGUCCAGUUGAAAAAGUAUUCAAAUUUACAUGAUGAUAUUGAUAUUAUAUCUUUGUCAGGUUUUGAUAAUGGAAACUUCACAGAUGGAAAAGCACAGGAGGCAAAUGUGUCAGAUUCUGCUGACAAUGAUUCACUUGAGAAUCAAGAGGAUCCUUUUGAUGAAUCAAAGCCUACAAGGCCCCCAAGACUAAAGAAGUUAAAAAAACAAGAGUCUCACGAAAUAGCAACGUCUCAUAUGAAAAAAGUAUCAAGUGAAACAGACAUUCGAAGAAAUUCUGAAAGAGCAUUACCACUAACCAGAAAUGGCAAAAAACACAUGAGUGCAUCUUCUUUUGAUAUUUCUUCCCUGCAAACUCUUGAUUCCAAGAAGAAGUCAGUUUCUGAUGAAAACAUUUUCAAAGGAAUCCUUCCAUUUUUGGAUUUUGAAUCAAAGAAAAAGACCUUGAGUGGGUCAGGGACAAAAACGCUUCCAGCGAAUGAAGAGAAACUACUGUUGUUUACUGAUGCCUUUCCAACUGUCAUUCCUGACUUUCCCCAAGACAAGCGUUCUCUUAUUGCAAAAGAGAUUUAUACAACUGAAAGGAAUUUUGUCAGAGGACUAGAGCUAUUGGUUAAGCUGUUCAAAAGAAAAUCUGUUGAAUUUUGUCAUUUGGAGAAAGAUGAAAUAGAUACGGUUUUCUCAAAUGUCGAUGAGAUCUUGGAUUUUAACAAGGGGAUAUUAGACGAUGUUUUUCAGCGAAUAAACAGUUGGUCAGAUGAUCAAACAAUCGGAGAUAUAUUUGUCCAUAGCGCAGACAAAUUCAAGAUGUACGCGAAGUACUGUCAGAACUAUGACACAAGUGAAGCAUUCAUCAAGCAGAAAGCGAAGAAGAAAAAAGAUUUCGCUGGAUUUCUUCAGGCCUGCUACACCAACCCGGCCUGUCAGUUAGGCCUUACCCUACCAUCAUAUUUGAUUACAAUUGUGCAAAGGAUUCCACGAUAUGUUCUCCUACUCAAGGAUCUUCUACGUAAGACUUCACCAACUCACCCGGAUUACAAUAACCUUACUGCAAGCGUAAAGAAAAUGGAGGAGAUCGCUUCAUACAUCAACAACCAACUGAAAUUAUCCCAAAGUGAAAAAGCUUUGGCUGCCCUCCAACAUCAGAUUGUUGGCUUAAAGGCGUACUAUUUUUCAGGAAGAACGCUUGUCCACGAGGGUCCUGUUUGCUUGAUGAACAUUAAACGCACUUACCAGUGUGUACUGUUCAAUGAUCUCAUGGUUUUCGCAAGUAAAGGGGAUAGCAAGCAGAGUGUCGUUGAUCUCGUAUUAGACCUCAGCCUUGUCUGGUUUCAGGAUUUGGAGCAACUGGAUCCACAAACAACUAAAGAAGAUUCCAUCGGUUUGUACACGCCUGACAGACCCUAUACAAUAUACGUUGGAACGAAGUCAGCGAAGAGGUUAUGGCUGCAGCACAUUAGAAAUGCGAUAAUUGCUCAUAUUUCCGAAGACAAUCCAAAUGAAAAUGCUACUUUAUCUCAACGCAAAGCUACAUAUACCUACAAGAACGGUUGUGUUUAUAGCGGGGAUUUUCUUGAAUCAAAGCGAGAGGGCGAAGGAACAAUGAUGUGGCCAAAUCAGAUGACUUAUCGGGGAUCUUGGAUUGACGAUGAAAGAAAUGGCUAUGGGGUUCUUGAAUAUGGCACUGGCGAGAUUUACGAGGGGCAAUGGAAAAAUGAUAAGCUGCAUGGACCUGGCACGGUCAAAUACAGAAAUGGCGACGAAAUUCAAGGUGAAUGGAAAAUUGGAAUUCGACAUGGACAAGCGAAAAUCACCUUCAGCAAUGGAGAUGUAUUUGAUGGAGCUUUCAGAAGUGACCGCAUUGAAGGAGAUGGCAAACUGUCUUGCAAAAAUGGAAUGGAAUAUGAUGGAGCCUGGAGGCGAAAAAAUAUGGCUUUGGGAAGCUGAAAAUGGUAGAUGGAAGCGUAUAUGAAGGCUCCUUCAGAAAUGAUGAAUUUGAUGGAGACGGGGUGCUCACGUAUUCUGAUGGUUCUGUUUACAGAGGGGAAUUCAAAGAUGGCCAGAGAGACGGCUGUGGAACUUACACGGUUAAAAAUGGAACUUGCUACGAAGGUCAUUGGAUGUAUGAUUUAAAAGACGGAACAGGAACUCUUACCUUCCCCAAUGGGGAUAAAUACGAAGGAGCCUUCAUCGAAGACAAGAGAUGCGGUGAAGGUACUAUGAGUUAUAAUUUCGGGGGAUGUUACACUGGGCGAUGGGAGGAUGAUAAGAGGCAAGGUCACGGUGUCAUGGAGUUCAAGGAUGGCUCAAAGUAUGAUGGAAAUUGGACUUCAGGACAGAGAUCAGGGCAAGGUAUCCAGUCAUACCCAGAUGGCUCUGUUUAUGAUGGAGAAUGGCAGUUUAAUAUGUUUGACGGCACAGGCACCCUUGAGAAACGAAACGGCUGGAAGUACAAAGGCCAAUGGAAACACGGAAAGCAUCACGGUACAGGAACCUUGACAGACACAGCCAACAGCUUUAAAUUUCAAGGUGAAUGGCAGAAUGGCAAGAAGCAGGGAAAAGGGAUCGAAUUGAUUUACGGGAUUCUUUUUGAAGGAGAAUUCAAGAACAAUAAACGAGAUGGACGUGGGGUUGAAACUGCGCAGGACAAGACAACGUAUGAAGGUCAUUGGAAACUGGGUCAAAGACAUGGAAAGGGAGCAAAGAAAUUGCUGAAUGGAAUGGUGCAACAUCAGGUUUGGCAUAUGGGAUGCUUAAUGGACUGCCCUGUUUUGGUAGCCAGAGAAGUCCCGCCUCUUCAAAGGUCGUGAUCGUAGAAUAUUUGUUAUUAAAUUUUGGCAUUUAAUGUUUAUUUUAAAAUUUGCCUCAUCGAUGGCCGUUUUUUAGAAAUUUUGGCAAGGCUAACAUUAUCCCCGAUGCAAGCCAAGCUACAGAAAAUUUUGCUAUGUUUAGGCGUAGUUGUUCUUGUCUAUUUAUAAAAAAUUUUCGAGGAAUUAAGCAGUUAAGGUUCUGAGUUGUGAAACUUUUACAAAACCUAGAUUACACUGAUUACUUGAUACUUGAAAUAAAUCUCCAGCUAUUCACUAAAGCUUUCAUACUUUGUCAAAGAAGACAUGUGACAAUGAGAACGAAACAUCUUUGUAUAAAAAUCUGGCAUAAACUAAUUUUCCAAUAUUCUUCUCAAAUUGAAGGAAAGAGAACCUAUAUCUUGAAGGGAACUUCUGCAUAAAUUUGGAUUCCUUAAGAUGUAUAUCUAAGAAAUCUUGAUAUGUCAUUCAAGAAAGGACUUACAAGAAUGAGCUUGGGUUUCCUCUUGUUGGGGUUCAUUCUUGUU
Messenger RNA from Rhopilema esculentum, 9254 nucleotides. The record is from RefSeq and is a predicted model, not a curated record. Lineage: Eukaryota; Metazoa; Cnidaria; Scyphozoa; Rhizostomeae; Rhizostomatidae.